GACAGGGCUGUUUUAAGAGGCCAUUUCUCAUUUAGAGUAAACCCUGGUCGUCUUGAAGGGUUGGAGGUGAUGCCCUGAAGAAGGGGAAAUGAUCCAGGGAGGAGGAGGGGGUGUUGAGUGAGUCAGUGGUGGCAGCUCUGCAAUGGGGAGGGUCACACACAACCACACUCUUUGUGUGCCUUUAAUCCCCCCAGCCAACACAGCUUUGGCCAGGUUUCAUCAUGAAAGUGCCAUGAAAUAACUACUUUUUUUCUCUGCUCGCAGUAAAUCUCCCCUAAUCCUGCGGGCUGCGGAGACAAAGGCCUCUGGGACCUAAUCCUGGAGCUUUUAGUGGGGCUGAGGGGCUGGCCGACAGAGCCUCUUCUAAAUGACUUAUUUCUAUCGGACACUAAUAUAGCUUGACAGCCAAGAACGGCCAAAAGAGGAGGAAAGAAAAAAGCAAGGGGAAUAAAGAGCACAAACAUUUUCACAUAUUUUGGAAGUCUGAGCAGUUGAUUGUGAGAGAGGAAGAAGUGAAUCACACAGUUUUGAGCGCAGCCUCAAAGUACACACCUGUCAAGACGACUCAUGUUUAUCUGUGAUUAUUAAAACCAAAAACAAGCCAUUUAUUUAUUUGCAGUGGAAUGUGAUGGAGGAAUGUACCUGUAGCCUCUUAUUUAUCAUCUAUGUUUUACUCACUGAAGAGCGUUUUCUUACCAAUGCAAAGUUUACUUUCCAUUCUUAUGUUGAGAGAAUACAAUAACAUUUCAAGAAAACUUGACAAGUUAAUACCUUGAAACUAACAAUUAUUCUGCUCUCCUUCAUUUGAACAAUAUCAACAUGUCCGUUUUUAGAGUUUUCUUUUUGGUCGUAGAGUUUUUUUUCUUAUACAAAUGGAGGUUCUUGUGAUAGAUAGUGAUGUAUGUUGUACAAAUGUUGAUGUUAGAGUAUGUGGAAGAAGUGUGCCAAGAUAUUUUACGUACGUUAAAAUGACAAUACCACAAUGUAUAAAUACUCUUUAAUUAUCAAAAGUCUCAAAGUUCUCUUUUUACAGAUAGGCUCGAUACAGAAAAAAAUACUCAAUAUAUUUGAUUAUAAGUAUUCAUGCAUUACUGUGUUCAUUGUUUUAAUGCUGCACCUGGAGAAGGGUUAGUAUUUUCUUAAUCUACAAUAAUACACUUUAUUUAUCUGUUUUUAUUUUUGCAUAACAAAUCACAAUCAGACAAUAACUAGUAAAUGAAGUGAUCAAAUACAUGUAGUUGUGGCUGGUGUAUAAACAGAUUAUUAAUGAUACAAGUAAAUGCUAGUUUUCCUCCACCUCUGCAGUAUUGUUUAAAACAAAUUGAAUUGGUGGUGAUGGAAAUGUUGAUUGCCCUUUAGAGGACUUCAUGUUGUUGAAGAUUUCAUGUUUUUCCUGUUUUCUGUUCCUGGGAAGACUUCUAAUUAUCUCAGCAGCAUUUAUAAAGAAAUACUUCUCAUUGAGGAGGUUGAGAUUAACUUCACAUGGUGACAGUUUAUGGGCAAAAUAUGGUGCCUGUUAGCAAAACAAACCCUCAGAGAAACCCCCACCGAGGGGAGACUGUCAAAGCCAGCGGCCUGAGAGAAAGGGGCUGAGAAGCAGAGCACAAUCAAAGGCUGUUAUUUUAAUCUGUCCUGCCUCGGAGAUUAGCCCACCACAUUGUUUUAAUUGUUUUAACGGGAGGGAAUGAAACGCUCGUUUAUAGGGGGAUCCUUGGCAUAAAUCUCUCAAGUUCAAUAGUUUCAAAAACUUGAGCUCCUCGCAACCCCCCUCUCUUCCCUCAUCCCACCUAAUCCCGGCUAAUACCUUUCUUUCUAUUGGCUAAUGGCUGAGGGGAGCCUGGGUAAAUGCGUCUUAAAUAGUCGUGGGUGAGAAUGGUUUGGGAGAAAUAGAUCGGUACCACGACAAAGAGCGCUGCUGUGUGAGGAUUUAAGGCCCAAACUGGACUAGGAGAAACUGGACUACACAGCUCACCGGGUCCAGACCUCUGUGCGUAAAGGCGCACCUGCACCGUCCGGAGCUCAGAUUUAAGAUGAACUCCUUGAAUUUCUGCGGGACGUCCAACGGUGGAGGCAUGUUUCCUCUCCACGGUGUGAACUCCAUGCUGUUCGACCUGCGCCACCAGAUGGCGGAACAGUACCGCGUGUACUCUGCCGCGAGCCCCGCAGCGCACACCCUGUCUGUGGCCGAGAGACUGGCAGAGCUUAUUCUGGAGGCUCGGUAUGGAAACCAGCAGAAGCAGCGCCGCAGCCGCACAGCCUUCACAGUGUCGCAGCUGCAGGCUCUGGAGAAAGCCUUUCAGCAGACACAGUACCCCGACGUGAGCAUGAGGGAGAGACUGGCUGUCUGUAUCAACCUGCCGGAGGCUCGCAUUCAGGUGUGGUUCAAGAACAGGAGGGCAAAGCACCGUAAAGGUCAGAGGUGUUCCCCGCUCUCCAGAGACCACAGUGUGGAGGAGGCGCCACACCGCAGCACGGGGGGACAGGAGGAAGAGAGGACCGGAGACAAACAGGACAUUUCCACAUCACACACUGACAGACACAAUCAUCCUCUUCAUCGCUGUCGUUCUCCUCCUCAUGUGGAUAAAAGCAGGGAUAUUUGUCCGCCUCGCACACAUUCAGACUCUGAUGUUUCACGGUGCUCCCUCCGCCUUCACUCCCCCCCACUCUUCCCCUUCAGGGAGUGCUACAGCCAGCCUCCUCACCAGCCCCUUGUAGGAGUGCUGUCCACGGAGCUGGCCCUCCCCCCGGUGUUCUGGCCCAUCUUACAGCACAGCUCUGCCCUCGGGGUCCAUCCGCCCUCUGUUACUAAAAACUGUAGCCUCUCCCUUCAGACUGCGUGCUCUACUAAAGCUCCUCACCCUCACCUGGGGCUGUAAAUGUAGACCUGUUCACCUCCAGCCCGACAUCUCUGCUCCUGCGUGGGGAGAGACACGGUGGAGAAGCACUUACUGCCUUUUACUGUAAACCUGGCAGAAUAUCAAUUUUAAUUUAGAGUGUUAUUUUUAUCUGUUUAAAGGGAAUACAUCUGUACAGUCACAUAUUUCUAAGUCUUAUUUAAGUCUGUUUUUAUUCAAAUCAACAGGUUGGUUGCAACUGAUGCAAAUGUGCAUCAACAAGACUGUUCUUUAAUCAUCACAAGCAGCAUGAACAUCCCAUUUAAAGAUACCAUUGCCACCUUCAGUAUUAUUUAGCUGGUUACACCGGCAGUUAUAAUCCUUUUUAAAGCAUUUCAGAAAAGUUCCCCAUUGUAAUUAGGCACAGAAACAUACAAAUGGGAAAUAAAGUUAUUUGUAUCUGAAUUAUCUGGGGGUUGAUUUGUGUUUUUGGUUUAGCAGCACUGACAAAAUGAUGGAUUUUACUAAAUUAACAUAUUUUACUGCAUAUUUACUACUGCAAUUUGUAUCAACAUUGGGAUUUCAACCACUUUGCAAAGCUCAAAUAUGAGGCCUGAUCUUCU
Gymnodraco acuticeps is the source of this 3457-nucleotide messenger RNA. RefSeq lists its product as uncharacterized. The record is from RefSeq and is a predicted model, not a curated record. The coding region runs from base 2031 to 2876 and encodes 281 amino acids. Gene Ontology annotation, molecular function: DNA-binding transcription factor activity, RNA polymerase II-specific; RNA polymerase II transcription regulatory region sequence-specific DNA binding. Lineage: Eukaryota; Metazoa; Chordata; Actinopteri; Perciformes; Bathydraconidae. The transcript has 4 exons. Gene Ontology annotation, biological process: regulation of transcription by RNA polymerase II.